ACUAAGUCUCGAAUGAGUGACCAUGAAUCGUUCUAAGCUGUGGAAAAAACGAGGCCGCUACAAGAAAUUCUUGCACCCUGGUGCAAAAUUCGAAGUGCCGAAGUCGACAGUCAGCAGACACCGGCUCGCGAAUGCAGCGGUAUCUUCAGUUGCCGAAAAUCAGACAGGCACGUCCUGGGGCGACGGGGAAACCACAAGCUCUACUGCGAUUCCUCUGCAAACUGAUGCAUUGCCUCUGAACGAAAAUAUUACACAGCCAGAUGAAGAUUUGGCUGGUGACUCGAGUGAGGCAUCCCAUUACAGCCUGGGAGCUGUCCUCCCGUUGCUCUUUUACGAAGAUCUCAUUACCCGCCUCAUUCGCCGUUACCCGUCCUGUUCGUGA
Messenger RNA from Rhipicephalus sanguineus (brown dog tick), 382 nucleotides. RefSeq lists its product as uncharacterized. The record is from RefSeq and is a predicted model, not a curated record. The transcript has 4 exons. Bases 23 to 382 code for a protein of 119 amino acids. NCBI's taxonomy places the organism in Eukaryota, Metazoa, Arthropoda, Arachnida, Ixodida, Ixodidae.